Messenger RNA from Glycine soja, 1935 nucleotides. RefSeq names its product piriformospora indica-insensitive protein 2-like. The transcript is spliced from 2 exons. The coding region runs from base 402 to 1826 and encodes 474 amino acids. The record is from RefSeq and is a predicted model, not a curated record. Lineage: Eukaryota; Viridiplantae; Streptophyta; Magnoliopsida; Fabales; Fabaceae. Gene Ontology annotation, molecular function: protein binding.
AAGGAAAUUAUUAUAAAUCUAUGAUUAGUUGGCCUUUCAUAACAGAAAAGCACAUGCAUAUGCACUAUAUAGGCUGAACAGCUGAACUUGUAAGCUAGAAACCUCUUAAUUGCAUCCCCCACUCAUGCUUCUCUUUCCAUUUUAUAGUCUCAUUUUGAAUCCAUUAUUGUUAUUACUUUUAUUUCCUUUGCUUUCACGUGAAACAGAAAUGUGCAGGCUUCGUUUUAGACCCUUCAUCCUCUAUUAUUGCUCUUGGCAUUGAACGUUUUAGUUAGCACUCUAUUAAUGAUCUUUUUUUCUUGCAUGUCAUAGUUAUUUAGUUACUACGAUGAGUUUUGCCUAUUCUGCUCCUUGAAACUACAUAUUUUCCUGAGUAAAAUUUCCUGCCUUUGAUACUUAGAAUGGCUAUAAGGUUUUUAUCAUGCAAGUGCCCCUAUGUUCUAUGUUUUGUGUUCCUCGUUUUGUCUUUUCUUUGUAAGGGCCAAGACUCUUCAUUUUCAUCAAUGAAGAACAAAGAGAAGGAAGUUAUCUACUCCGUUAUUCAAGGGUUAGUUGGAAAGUGGUGGAACGGUUCAUAUCUUUAUCCAGAUCCUUGUGGACGGACUCCUAUACAGGGAGUUUCCUGUGAGCAAUAUGAUGAUGGCUUCUGGUAUGUGACAACUGUAAACUUUGGACCAGUUUUUGACAACUCUCUCAAUUGCAACCAUGAAGCUCAAUUCCCUCAACAACUAUUCAACCUCAAGCACCUAAAAGUCCUCUCACUGUCCACUUGCUUCCUUUCUCCUACCAAAAAUCCUGUUAAACUCCCUCUUUCAAACUGGGAAAAGUUCUCACACAGUUUGGAAUCUUUAACACUUAGAUCAAACCCUGGUCUUGUUGGCACCAUUCCAUCAGCAAUUGGCAGCCUCAAGAAGCUUCAAUCUCUUGUACUUCUAGAAAAUGGACUAACAGGUGAACUACCACUAAGUAUUGGAAAUUUGGUCAAGUUGAGGCAACUAGUCCUUCAAGGAAACAAUUUGGAAGGUCAGGUUCCAGCCAACUAUGGAUGGCUUUCUGAGCUUUUAAUAUUUGAUGCAAGCAGGAACAAUCUAUCAGGGGUUUUGCCAUCAACACUUGGACUCUUGGAUUCACUUCUAAAGCUUGAUUUGAGUAACAACAUGCUUGAGGGAGAGUUGCCAAGGGAGCUAGGAAGGCUAAAGAAUCUUACUUUACUUGAUAUAAGUCAUAGCAAACUUAGAGGUGGGUUGGUUAGGACAAUCAAAGAGCUUGUUUCCUUAAAGCAUUUGGUUUUGUCCAACAACCCUAUAGGGGGUGAUCUCUUGGGGGUUAAGUGGGAAAAUUUCCAAAACAUAGAAGCAUUGGACCUUUCCAACAUAGGUUUAGAAGGGAGUGUCCCAGAAUCCAUGGCAAAAAUGAAAAGGCUUAGGUUUCUGGACCUCAGCAACAACAACCUUUGUGGAACUCUCUCUAGAAGUUUGGAAAAACUGCCAUGUCUUACAGCUCUUCAUGUAAAUGGAAACAACUUGACAGGGAGACUUGAGUUCUCAGACAGGUUUUACAUGAAAUUGGGAAUGCGUUUUGCAGCUUGGAAUAAUGCAAAUCUCUGUUGCAAUAUUGCCAAACCCCAGAACGAAAUGCCUUAUGGAGUAAAACCUUGUGCGCAGAACAUUACUAUAUCUGAAGGGGUUUCAAAUGUUAAGAUGAGUGAGGGGAAUUACGAGGAUUCCUUUGCCUCUUUGGGAGGUUCAGGCUUUUAUUAUGGACUUUGGUGGGUUUUCACUGUAAAUGGGGUUCUCAAUGUUCUCCUGUGGAAUAUGUUAUUUUAGUUCAUCUCAGAGAAAUCUGAAAGCACCACAUGUAUUUACCCUAGAGAGAAGUAGCCACAAUUAACACUUUUGUCAUCUAUUGAUAAACUAAUUUAUGACUUCUAAAUUC